AUCAAGAUGUCAGCCUCCGCACGUGUGUAUGUACCGUGUAUGUCUCCGUGUAAAACUGCAGAAGUUAAGUUCCAAACAGUAGGCCUAUUUUAUUAUUAAUUUGUCACAAUGCCAGGCGACUUUAAACGCAUUCCGUGUCCUCAAGAGACGUUCCAACCCCAGCUCUACUGUAAAUCAUCAACGAAGAAACAACUGCUUCAAGAAAAUGGAAAAAGGGCAGACAACAGGAGUUUGGAUGAGAUCAGGCCAAUCUUUCUCAAGGCUGGGGUAGUGAGCCAGGCCCGAGGCUCCGCCUACAUAGAGGCGUGCAACACGAAGGUCAUCUGCGCAGUGUACGGUCCGCACGAGGUGCAACGCCGUGAGGGGUUCAGCAUGCAGGGGUCGCUGCGCUGCGAGUUCAAGUACGCGACGUUCUCGUGUCCGGGCAGACGGCAGCAUCAAACGGACAGCGAAGAGAAACAGAUGGGUUUGGUGAUUGCGCAGGCUCUGCAACCUGCUAUCUGCUUGCACAAGUUUCCGAAGUCACAGCUAGAUAUUUUUGUGACGGUUCUACAAAAUGACGGAAGUGCAUUUGCUGCUGCCCUGACAUGUGCCUCAGUAGCUGUGGCCGAUGCUGGGAUCGAAAUGUAUGAUGUCGUCAUCGGAUGUUCAUUGCGUCAGGCUGGUGAGACAACGUCUGUGCUGGAUCCCACCAUCACCGAAGACUUCUACAGUCGAUCGGUUGACGGGGAUGCUAGCAAUCAUGGCUCGGUUACAGCCGCUUACCUACCCUCACUCAAUCAGUUAUCGGCAAUUCAGCAGACUGGGGAGAUAGAACCUGAAGUUGCUGCAAAGUGUUUGCAAAAGUGCAUUGAGGGCAGCGUGAGGAUUUUCCCGGUCGUGAGCCAGUGUCUGAUCAAAGCGACCAAACGAAAAGCCCAGAAAUCCCAACAAACAGCAAAGAAGGAUGACGUAUGAUGACGACACAUUAAAGGUUUGUGGAGGCCUUGAUGAGUGUUAAACAUCAACGUUUUGAUGCUGUUUACGUUAUUACUUUGUUAUAUAAUUUCAUUUUAUCUUGCAUCUUCAUUUUGUUUUACGCUCAUAACAUGUACACAUAUGUAAAAGAAACAGUAAAUUACAAAAUGAUGUUAAAACCUCUUAAAGUAUACAUAAGCAAACAAUUGUCAUAUCAGGAACAACAAUUUUAUUUUUUAGUUUUUUUUUGACUCACAUGUAACACUUGCUGAAAUGAAAGUCUAACACGAAAAGUGUUUUAAGAUAUCAAACAUUAUAAAGAAUAACCAAUAGUCACCUAAAUAGGGCACUUUUAUAUCGUGAGCAUGUAACUGCCCUGACAUAAGACCAUGUAAAUUAACCAUAAUGUGAAACAAUCACUCUUUCGUGUGACAAAUUUGUAGGUGAUAUACACACCUGUUAUGUUUGGAGAAAGUGACACUUCAGAAAAAACCAAGUUAAAAUACCUGCUGUAUUCUUUAUUUUUUUUCUUCUCACUAUUCCCGCUUCAUCACAGUAUAGUAAUGCAACAUAACAGCGCUCCAACAACUGUAGAAAUAUAUACAGAUAUUGAAUUGUGAGGUAGUGGAUUAAACCUAAAAUUACACAAAAAUAAACCAUGUUUAAUGAACAUAAUAAAUAAGACAUCAUUUGCCAGUCAUUGAAUUAUUUGUACAGUUUUGGUGCAUGUUUUCUCCCUUUAAUCCGUUUACAUAAUAAAUUUUAUCAACAUCUCAACCAUAACAUUUGGAAAAACACACAAGGGAAAACAAAACAAAUUCAGUUCGUGCGAAUAAAACAAACCAAGACUCAACAUCUAAACAUUGAUAACCAUUGAAUAAUAAAUGAAUAAGUAAAAGCAACGUUAUUCCAACAUUGUGUAUAAGAAACACACGUUGUGAAUGAUAACUACCUGUUAUUAUGUGUAAAAACGAUGGGGAAAGUGCGAAAAAAAACACCUGUUUACAAAAUCCACUAUAGUAAAUUGUUGAACUACAUGUAAUAAAAUAAAACUUAAUUUCGAGUAA
Messenger RNA from Patiria miniata (bat star), 2024 nucleotides. RefSeq names its product exosome complex component MTR3-like (gene exosc6). Gene Ontology annotation, cellular component: nuclear exosome (RNase complex); cytoplasmic exosome (RNase complex); nucleolus. The transcript has 7 exons. NCBI's taxonomy places the organism in Eukaryota, Metazoa, Echinodermata, Asteroidea, Valvatida, Asterinidae. Gene Ontology annotation, biological process: nuclear mRNA surveillance; rRNA catabolic process; poly(A)-dependent snoRNA 3'-end processing. The record is from RefSeq and is a predicted model, not a curated record. The coding region runs from base 109 to 957 and encodes 282 amino acids.